AUGAAUUCCGUCAGGGAAAUAUUGAGAUCCUAUGACUUGGAAGACGUUUACAACUUCGACGAAACAGGUUAUUACUACCGCAUGCAACCAGAUAGACGUCUCAGCACUGAAGUAUUGGAGGGGGUCAAAAAAGAUAAAUCAAGAAUUACUGUAGGGUUCACCUGCAAUGGUACCGGAUCCCAUAAGAUGAAAAUGUGGGUGAUUGGUACAGCGGAGAACCCACAUUGCUUCAGAGGACUUGCACGUACUGCUGAAGGACUUGGUGUCUUCUAUCGUUACAACAAGACUGCUUGGAUGAAACAUGAAAUUAUGAUGGAGUAUCUAUUAUGGUUUGACAGUUGCAUGAACGGUAGAAGAGUGGUUUUACUUAUGGAUAACUUUUCGGCACAUGAACUCGCUGUUAAACAAUUAGGGGAACAUGCACUUCGCAAUACAACAAUUGUAUGGCUUCCAGCAAAUACUACUUCGGUCUGGCAACCCUUGGACCAAGGUAUCAUCAACUCAUGGAAAGCACAUACCAGGCGUUACUAUGUACGCUAUCUUGUCAAAGAGAUUGACAAACUACCAGGAGGCCCAGUAUCAUCUGAUGAGCUGCCAAAAGUCAAUAUUCUACAGGCUAUUCGGUGGGCUAUUGAGGCAUGGAAUUUUGACGUCAAAGCAUCGACCAUCUUUAACUGCUUCACAAAAAGUACUGUCAAGUUCUUUGAACCUUCCUUUCUUUCUCCCGAGAAUUUGGAAUCAAUCAAAAUUGCCAAUCCUGGCCGAAUCCUUACAGAGUUCAUACAACUUGAAGAAGAGGAAAUUGAGAACGAACAGCCACCUGUUCCUUCAUUCCGUACUCAAAGUUUGGAUAUAGAUGAAGAUCCAUCAGUAAAUGAAGAAAUGCAACACUUGCGGAACGAGGUACAGACAAAUCUUGAAAUCCUACAACAAGCAAAUCUCAUCGAGGAAGGUGAAAUCAAUCUAAAUCAUUUUCUAAAUCCAUCCGAAGAGAUUUUUGAUGAUAGCAUAGAGGACUUAGAGUUAUAUGUUCUUGAAUUUCACGGUUCAAUCAAUAAGCAUAAUUCAAACAAUUCAACAAAACUUACAACGACAGUCAAUCCUGAACCCGAAAUGAGUCCUGAUACAGGAAAUACUAGCAAUCAAUUGCAAUUCACCAACUCUUGUAUCAAUCACUUCGAAGCAAUUGAAUCACUCGAGCACUUGGAGCAAUUCUAUACCAAGAAUGGCGACCCAUACCAUGACAAGCAAAAUGGCAAUAACCCAACUCUCACAUAUCUAAGAAAACUUAAGCGCAGUACUGAGAAUAUGCGGUUACAAUCAAUGGGGGCGCAGGAGCAGAAGAAAAUCUCGAAUUUUUUCAAAGCUUAA
Messenger RNA from Morchella importuna, 1371 nucleotides. RefSeq lists its product as uncharacterized. The coding region runs from base 1 to 1371 and encodes 456 amino acids. Gene Ontology annotation, molecular function: DNA binding. The transcript has 2 exons. The record is from RefSeq and is a predicted model, not a curated record. Lineage: Eukaryota; Fungi; Ascomycota; Pezizomycetes; Pezizales; Morchellaceae. Gene Ontology annotation, cellular component: nucleus.